CCCCAGGCAGAUUGAUGGACUCAGCUAGGUUGUGGUAGAAUUGGCUUAGCUGCCCGAUUGGCUGAAGAGAGCCAGCAGACUUGCUUCUAAGAUCAGCAGCAGCAGGUUGCUGGCUGCUUAAUGUUUGGCCCACAGCUGUGAUCACUUUUGCUCCCGCCUAGACCGCAUCCCCAACCUGACUCCGGCUCCAACCUGUGACUCUGGUUCCUGGCCCCCUUAGUCCAGUUCUAACCCGUGAUGUUCUCCUUUUAUGCAAACCAGCAAUCUCUGUAAAGGGACAUCGAAAAGGUUGACAGGCGCCCAAAUUAUGCUGCUGUGGUUCUUUGAGUGAAAAACUGUAUCAAUCCUCCCCCAGAAAGACUGCAACCACAAUCACCUCUUAGCCUCUAGGCUGGAUGUGUGAAACUUACCAAUAGAUCAGAUGUCCCAGAGCUAUGGAUAUGGUUGCUGCUUUUGUUGCUAUGAUUGCAGACAGCUGUAUUGGUAGCUUGGCGAAAGAAGGAACAGUACAUCAUAUGCAAUCAUGAAUUCCUGGAUAAAGUGUAGGCAUAGGAAAGAGGCUGAAGCAGAAAAGAAAGCAAAGCCAAUGUGAAAUAUUGAAUGAAGAUACUGGACAAUUACUACCAACUUGUUCCCAUUCUGCAUUGUACAGCCUAAGCUGGAACUGCUACGUGAAAAUGACACAGCAAAUGCAUAACUUCAACCUUUCGCAGACAAAAAAGAACAGUGGGCCGUCAUCUCCGAAUGCUGCUAAACGACUGUAUCGCAAUCUCUCUGAGAAGCUGAAGGGGAGUCACGCAUCUUUUGAUGAGGCGUAUUUCAGGACCAGAUCAGAUCGACUCAGUCUCCGAAAGACUUCUGUGAAUUUCCAGUGCAACGAAGCUAUGUUUGAGGCGGUGGAACAGCAGGAUUUGGACACUGUUCAGAUUCUCCUCUAUCAAUAUACACCAGAGGAGCUGGAUCCGAACACUCCGAAUAGUGAGGGAUUAACUCCCUUGGAUAUUGCCAUCCUGACAAACAACGUGCCUAUCGCUAGGAUUCUUCUGAGGAUUGGCGCAAAGGAAAGCCCGCACUUUGUUAAUAUGGAAAGCAGGUCAAUGCAUCUGAGCACCUUGGUCCAGGAAGCCCAGCAGCGAGUAAGUGAGCUGUCUGCACAAGUGAUGAGUGAAGGUCUUAGUAUGGACAACACAGACAAAGAGAAACAACUAAAAGCGUGGGAGUGGAGAUACAGGCUAUACAAGCGCAUGAAAGCAGGCUAUGAGCAUGCCAGAGCCCCUGAGGCGCCAACCAAUGUCUGUUUCAUGGUAACAAGCAGCACAUCACUCACUGUCACCUUCCAAGAACCUCUUAGCGUCAACUCAGCUGUAGUGACCAAAUAUAAAGUGGAAUGGAGCUGUUCUGAAGACUUUUCUCCUUUGGCUGGGGAAAUAAUCAUGGACAAUCUUCAGUCUUUGAGAUGCACCAUCACAGGCCUCAGAAUGGGCCAAAGUUAUUAUGCUCGUGUCUCAGCAUACAACAUGAAGGGAUGGGGACUUUCACAGACUACCACUCCUGCCUGUGCUUCUCCUUCUAACUGGAAAGACUGCGAUGGCAGAGAACCUAGGCACUGGGGACAUACUGAAGCCCUGGAACGUCUCCUUCAGCAGGUUCGAGCGGCUCAUCAGCAUUACAGUUGCCGAGAAAGUUCUAAACUACAGAAUGCUGGUCGCAAGCAAUCAGUCUCCAGGAGCCUGAAGCAUCUUUUCCAUUCUUCAAACAAGUUUGUGAAGACUCUGAAACGUGGACUCUACAUAGCUGUCAUAUUUUAUUACAAAGACAACCUGUUAGUAACCAAUGAAGAUCAAAUCCCAAUUGUGGAAAUUGAUGACUCUCACACCAGUUCCAUUAUGCAAGAUUUUCUGUGGUUCACAAAGCUGUCUUGUAUGUGGGAUGAUAUCAGAUGGCUGAGGCAGAAUAUGUCCAUAUCCAUGUCCUCAUCAACAGCACUUCAAGCCAGGCAAAAGAUGGUUUCAGCAACGGCACAGUUACAGAACUUGCUGGGAACUCACAACUUAGGCAGAGUUUAUUACGAGCCGAUCAAGGACAGACAUGGCAAUAUCCUGAUAGUUACAGUAAGAGAAGUAGAGACUCUCUAUUCAUUUUUUAAUGGUAAAUGGAUGCAAAUAUCCAAGCUACAAAGCCAGAGAAAAUCCCUUUCAACUCCCGAGGAGCCAACGGCAUUAGACAUCUUGCUCAUAACGAUCCAGGAAACACUUUCCUACCACAAAAGAAGCCAGCAGCGCCUCCCUCCUGGCUUGUAUCUGGGUUACCUGAAACUCUGCAGCUCCGUAGAUCAAAUCAAAGUCCUUGUACUGCAAAAGCUGCCCAACAUUCUGUGUCAUGUUAAAAUCCGAGACAACAGCAAUGUUUCCAAAGAUGAGUGGGAAUGGCUCCAAAUGCUUUCUGGCUUGGAAUCAGUGGAAAGUGUGGAUCAUGCUUCAGACUGCCCUACUCAGUUGUUCUUCUAUGAGCUCCAGAUGGCAGUGAAAGCUCUCCUCAAACAGAUCAAUCUACCUCUGCGACAGGCUAAGCACUUCCGUCUGUAUACACAGGAGGUGUUGGAACUGGGUCACAAUGUCUCCUUUCUUCUCCUGCUCCCCGCCUCAGACGAUGUCUGCACUGCCCCAGGACAGAAUAAUCCUUACACCCCACAUUCAGGAUUUCUUAACCUCCCUCUUCAGAUGUUUGAACUUGUUCAUUUUUGCUGUUACAAGGAGAAAUUUAUUAGUCUGUAUUGCCGCCUUUCUGCUGUCAUAGAGCUGGAUUCUCUGAAAACCCAGCAGUCCCUAAGGGAAGCAAUUUCAGACAGGGAAGUUGCUGCUGCCAAACAAAGACACCAGCAAGUUUUAGACUAUAUACAGCAAAUCGACGAGAUCUGGCGUGAAAUGAGAUGGAUCACAGAGGCGCUGCAGUAUGCCAGAUACAAACAGCCGGUGGCUGGCUUGCUCAUAACAAAGCUCGUGGACCUGUCAGAAGAGCAGAAUCAGAAGAAAAUAAAUUCAACAUCCUCCCAUCUAGAUUGUCUUCCAUCACCACCACCCUCACCAGAGGCCAGGAGCCAGAGAAGAAAAGCCCUGAGUGAUUCCCAGCCCUGCUCAGAUGAAGAGGGCUGCUCUGAAGUGUUUCUUCCAACCGACAGCGACUAUGAUUCCAGUGAUGCAUUGAGCCCCAGAGAACUGGAUUUGGUUUAUUCAUCCUCACAUGACAUAUCCCAACAGGCAGUGGGUGGCUUGGGCGGCAGUGCACCUGAUGUCCUCCAGGUCCAUGAUAUGAAGCCUCACCUGACUUUGAAAGAAGACCCAAAAGGGGGCAGUGACUUGGAUGCCGAUGCCGAAUACUGCACGGAGUACAUGAACAGUCUGACCAUGGGAGGGUUCACAUCAAAAAGCCUGGAUAAGACUUCCAGCUCCAGGCAGCCUUUGAGUUUCUUGGGGAAAAAAACAAAGCUAGGGAAACAUCAGCACUAUAACUACUUCAGCCGGCACCAUCGCUGGCUGCGAGUGCACAGCGAGACGCAGCCCGCCUCUCUUUCUGAAGGCGUGUACACACAGCAUCUCACACGAGCCACGGAAUUAUCACAGGAGCCUACCUCCAGCCACCAAAUAAGGAUUCCCAUCGAUUGUCCUCGGAGCGCUUUUUUACCUCAUGCUUCGAGCCUCCCAGAAGAUGGGAAAGGCAAGUACCAUGAAUCGAGGCAGAAUAUCCGUAGGAUAUACGUAGAGCCCUACAAAAACACGUUAUUAGGCGAAGAGGGCAAGCCCUGGGCCCUGAGUAUGCAGUCCGUAGAACUUGGAGAUUUGCAUGAUACCACGGGUCAGGAAAUGGGGUUGGAUGAUCAAUCGAAUUCUCCCAUCUCUGAAGUAUUCAGUAGCACGCUUUAGGAGUUUGCACUGGGUCAUUGCACUGCCUCGCACCACCCCCAAAAUGGCAUUGUGAGCAUUCUGAAUUUAGGACCAUAUUUUCAAAAAGACCUUUAAAAUGCAGAUUCUCAAUGGGCGUCUCGUUCCACUUACUUUACCAGCUGAGGAGCUGGCUUUAAAUGGGUAUUCCCAAAAGCGCAUGCCAAAUCACUUGCAUCUGCAAUUUUGCAGGUGUAAAUAAUAAACAUUUGCUAUCUAACUUAAUGCUGCAUGGUGGCAAAUCAGGUAGUUAGGCAUUGAAAUUUGCUUAAUUACUCACACCAAUGUCUGGGCAUGCAGAAUUUCAGGCACAUAUGAUUUUGCCUGCAAAAUUUGGGGGAAGCUGGUUAAAGUCACUUUAGAAAUGUGGUCCUAAGCUUUUAUUACCUUUUUUUUUUUGCUAUAAAUAUUUCCACUUCCCAACAUGCACUUUGUGUGGAUUUGGUUGGUAUACAAGUAAAGCGCUGAGUGCUCUGGUGAAUGAAAAUGCCACAGGUACCACAGCAUCUGGCCAUUUCAAUGUGUCUGUCACAAAAAAUCAGUGCCAACUGUAAACACUGGCAUAGGCCAGUACAAUUGCUAGCAUUGAAUGCUUUGUUUCAAUUUAAAAGAUUUAAAAGAACAUAAAUACCAACUUAUUCCGCAGCUCUAGAUGAGAGAGAAUCCUUCUAGAUCAAGAGCAGAGGGUAUUGGCGGGGUUUGCUGUAGCUGGCCUGACUAGUGAAUGAAUAAUAUGUAGGCACAGGAGUUUCUCUAGCCCUCUGCAUGGGGAUGAAUUUCAUCCUGUUAUAGGCAAUCUCAGAUUGCCAUGGGAGAUGGAUCUAAACCAGAGGUCGCAAACACACGGCCUGCGGGGUUAUUUUCUGCGGCCUGCCAGCUCCCCGCGGCACCCCCACCUCCCCAGCAUAUACCUAGAGCGGCUCUGGCCUGGUGCGCACCAGGGGUAGGGCAGGCUCCCUGCCUGCCUGCCCUGCCCCCGUGCUGCUCUGGAAAGCAGCCGGGACCUGGGGGGAAACAAGG
Dermochelys coriacea (leatherback sea turtle) is the source of this 4958-nucleotide messenger RNA. It is a transcript of the gene ANKFN1, whose product is annotated as ankyrin repeat and fibronectin type III domain containing 1. Gene Ontology annotation, cellular component: spindle. The transcript is spliced from 20 exons. NCBI's taxonomy places the organism in Eukaryota, Metazoa, Chordata, Testudines, Dermochelyidae. The coding region runs from base 678 to 3920 and encodes 1080 amino acids. Gene Ontology annotation, biological process: establishment of mitotic spindle orientation; regulation of establishment of bipolar cell polarity. Gene Ontology annotation, molecular function: protein binding. The record is from RefSeq and is a predicted model, not a curated record.